This is a messenger RNA of Cantharellus anzutake, 1146 nucleotides long. RefSeq lists its product as uncharacterized. The record is from RefSeq and is a predicted model, not a curated record. NCBI's taxonomy places the organism in Eukaryota, Fungi, Basidiomycota, Agaricomycetes, Cantharellales, Hydnaceae. The transcript has a single exon. Bases 1 to 1146 code for a protein of 381 amino acids.
AUGUGCUGUCAUAUCUGUGCAUACCCGAUCCCGACCCGACUUCCGGACCUCCUCCUUCCCCACCUCCGGAGUCCUACCCUACCGCUGUCCAUUCCGAUAUUCACCUUCGGUCCUGGCACCACACCACCCUUCACCUCCCAUGCCACCUCCACUCCUCCAUCACUCUCCUGUCCUAUCUCCGUCCGCUCCGAUAACCACCUCGGACUGAACACCACCCCUCUCGCCACCCUCCUCCUACUCCUCCUACUCCUCUGCUCCCUCCUCACAACACCUCCACCCUUCCGUCAUCCUCCUACUCUUCUCCCGUCCACUCCGAUACCCACCUUCGGACCUGACACCUCUCCUCUCUUCCUUCCCCUCUCUUCCUUCCCCUCUCUUCCUUCCCCUCUCUUCCUUCCCCUCUCUUCCUUCCCCUCUCUUCCUUCCCCUCUCUUCCUUCCCCUCUCUUCCUUCCCCUCUCUUCCUUCCCCUCUCUUCCUUCCCCUCUCUUCCUUCCCCUCUCUUCCUUCCCCUCUCUUCCUUCCCCUCUCUUCCUUCCCCUCUCUUCCUUCCCCUCUCUUCCUUCCCCUCUCUUCCUUCCCCUCUCUUCCUUCCCCUCUCUUCCUUCCCCUCUCUUCCUUCCCCUCUCUUCCUUCCCCUCUCUUCCUUCCCCUCUCUUCCUUCCCCUCUCUUCCUUCCCCUCUCUUCCUUCCCCUCUCUUCCUUCCCCUCUCUUCCUUCCCCUCUCUUCCUUCCCCUCUCUUCCUUCCCCUCUCUUCCUUCCCCUCUCUUCCUUCCCCUCUCUUCCUUCCCCUCUCUUCCUUCCCCUCUCUUCCUUCCCCUCUCUUCCUUCCCCUCUCUUCCUUCCCCUCUCUUCCUUCCCCUCUCUUCCUUCCCCUCUCUUCCUUCCCCUCUCUUCCUUCCCCUCUCUUCCUUCCCCUCUCUUCCUUCCCCUCUCUUCCUUCCCCUCUCUUCCUUCCCCUCUCUUCCUUCCCCUCUCUUCCUUCCCCUCUCUUCCUUCCCCUCUCUUCCUUCCCCUCUCUUCCUUCCCCUCUCUUCCUUCCCCUCUCUUCCUUCCCCUCUCUUCCUUCCCCUCUCUUCCUUCCCCUCUCUUCCCUCUGGUCCUCUUCCACCGACCUCCCACCAAGUUACAACCUUCCGCCACUGA